Messenger RNA from Lathyrus oleraceus (garden pea), 1185 nucleotides. RefSeq lists its product as uncharacterized. The coding region runs from base 1 to 1185 and encodes 394 amino acids. The transcript has 4 exons. The record is from RefSeq and is a predicted model, not a curated record. NCBI's taxonomy places the organism in Eukaryota, Viridiplantae, Streptophyta, Magnoliopsida, Fabales, Fabaceae.
AUGUACCCCUCUCCUGAGGUUGAACAACAUAGUGAGAAGAAUGACGAUUCCUCCAGUUCUGAGAAGGACAUGGCUGCCGAAGGGUUGUGUUCUCUAGGGAAAACGGUGUCUAGUAAAGGAAAAUCUGUGGCAUCUAAAACUGCCAAUGCUUCCCACUCUAAGAAGCAUGGUGAUGCAAAAAAUGUGAUUGACCUAGAGGAUGAUAAGUCUGAUGAUCAAGAGGAUAACUUACUUCAUCAUUUAAAGCCAAGUGUGGCUAAGCGCAUGAAGACUCAAAAAGGAAUAUUUGUGGCUGAACUUAUGUCAGCUAGAAAAGCUAAGAAGACUGUUGGUAUUGGGCCCUCCAAAUCUUGGAGCAAGAAAACCACUGUGAGUAAGUCUCCUGUUAAAGUUAUUGUUGUGCAUUUGGAUAACAUCUCUUUCCAUCUUGAGGAUGGAGCUGCCAAGUGGAAAGUUGUGAUUCAAAGAAGGGUGGUUGUGGAAAGGGAGUUGGGAAAAGAUGCUGCUGAAGUCAAAGAGGUCAUGGACCUGAUAAAGGCUGUUGGGUUGUUGAAGACUGUGGUUGGGUUCUCUCAAUGCUAUAAGGGUUUAGUUAAGGAAUUCAUUGUCAACAUUCCUGAGGAUAUUGUUGAUAAGAAUAGCAAGGAAUUCUGCAAGGUGUUUGUGAGAGGUAAGUGUAUCACAUUCUCUCCCGCUGUUAUUAACAAUUUUCUGGGAAGAAAAAUUGAAGGUGCAGGUGAAUUAGAAGCUACAGACAAUGAGGUUUGUAGAGAGAUUACAGCUAGGCAGGUGAAAGGUUGGCCUAUUAAAAAGCAUCUUCCUGCUGGGAAGUUGACGGUCAAGUAUGCUAUAUUGCAUAAAAUAGGAGCUGCAAAUUGGGUGCCUACCAACCAUAUUUCCACCAUUGCUAAUACCCUUGGAAGGUUUAUUUUUGUUGUUGGAACCAAAGUGAAUUUUGACUAUGGUAGAGUUAUGUUUGAACAAAUCAUCAAGCAUGCAUCUACUAAUUCAGUUAAGCUGCCUAUUGCCUUUCCCUCAAUGAUUUGUGGGAUUAUCCUGAAUCAACACCCUGGGAUUCUGCGUCCUAAUGACUUACCUAGUAGAAAAACACCUGCUUUGUUGCUUACAGCUGAUUAUGUUGAUGCUUGGUGUGGACUAGCUGAAGGGGGAGGUGGUGUGUUCUGA